AAAAUGAAUGUUAAAUUGUGCAGAGAGAACAGGACGGCGAAAGUGCGGCGUAUCACUUGUGAAAAGGGCAGGAUUGAUUGGUGGUGUACCGGAGAGAGACGCACCUGAAGCAGCGGAGGGGCAAUUUACCGGAGAGGAGCGCACACCUGAAGCAGCGGAGGGGCAAUUUACCGGAUAAAAGCACGCCUGAAACAGCGGAUAACGGUGCAUCUGGACUGGAGAGCGCAUAUAUCGCAACACUGAAAUAUCAUUAACCAUAAAAAUAAGACAUCGGAGGAAAAUGGUGAACCAGAAACUCCACAAUUUUCCAACUCUAGCCCUUUGAUAGCGAGUCUCGUUCAUUGAUCGCAACAGCAACAGCUGAAUAAAAAGAGCGGCGAACAAAGAAUGAAACAGAAAGAUGAAUAAAGCUGUUUGUGAAUGGAGACAGCGCUGCUUGGAGUCUCACAAUGAUAUACUACACUGGCUGUCCUAAACGAAGAAGGAAAAAAAAACACGCGAGUUAUGCUGGAGUUCAUAUUAACCACAUGUUUUUAUUUUAAAAACACAGAAUAUAUGGUUCGGAGAGUUUAAUUUUGCAUCAGUACGCGCUGAUAGGAGAUAAGUUCAGUUUAUAUUGGAGUUCUCUCUGGUAGUCGAUGUGAAGGACAUGAAAUGUUAAAAUGAAACAUUUAAGAAGACGUCAAGCUAAGAUCACGAAGAAAACAUUUACCAGGUUCUGAUGACUAUGAACUGAAAAUGUAACCUAAUAUAUACCGCGGAAUCAUGACUAAGGAAACUGAAUGGAAGACAGCGGAACCUGUUGAUAGUCCCCAGUCAUUCCCGUUUCCUGCGUUUGUCUUUAAUGGAAAUAUCAACCUUAAAUACAUGAUGUUUAUUUGUGUACAAACUUAUGCCAACUUCCACUGAACCAAGUAUCCGUGUGACACAAGAGAAUCAAAUGGUUUUACGGAUCCGAUGAGUGCUAGACACCGAGGUCGACUGGAAGGCACCGCAUCCUCCGCCCGUCUCCCAGUCGGAAGGGGAUCUGAGGAUGUCCGAAAGCAGCCUCCCUCAGCUAAUAAACGCUUCGGCCGCAGAUGAGGGCACGGAGGACCCCAGAUUCCCCUGGGCGGUCUCUGUGUUGGCCACCGUCCUCAUCACCACUAUUGUAGUAGAUAUUUUGGGCAACUUCUUGGUGAUUCUCUCCGUCUUAAGAAACAAAAAACUCAGGAAAGCAGGAAAUGCCUUCGUGGUGAGCCUGGCUGUGGCGGACUUAGUGGUGGCCAUUUACCCCUACCCCCUGGUCCUCUCAGCUAUCUUCCACAACGGCUGGAUCGCCGGCUACAUCCACUGCCAGAUCAGCGGCUUCCUGAUGGGUCUCAGCGUUAUCAGCUCCAUCUUCAACAUCACCGGCAUCGCCGUCAACCGCUACUGCUACAUCUGCCACAGCCUCAAGUACGACAAGCUGUUCUCCAACAAGAACACCGCGUGCUACGUGGUCCUGGUUUGGGUGCUCACCACGCUGGCCAUCAUCCCCAACUGGUUCGUAGAGUCGCUGCGCUAUGACCCGCGGGUGUACUCCUGCACGUUUGCGCAGUCGGUCAGUUCUCUCUAUACCAUCACUGUGGUGGUGGUCCACUUCAUCCUUCCCAUCAGCAUCGUCACAUACUGCUACCUGCGCAUCUGGGUCUUGGUCAUCGAAGUCCGCCGGCGCGUCAAGCCCAACAACAGGCUCAAGAUCAAGCCACACGACUUCCGCAACUUCCUCACCAUGUUCGUGGUGUUCGUGCUCUUCGCCGUCUGUUGGGCGCCCUUGAACCUCAUUGGCCUGGCAGUGGCCCUCGACCCCCGGCUGGGUCUCGCCAUCCCCGGCUGGCUCUUCACCUCCAGUUACUUCAUGGCCUAUUUCAACAGCUGCCUGAACGCAGUUGUCUAUGGUGUACUCAACAGCAACUUCCGCAAAGAGUACAAGCAGAUCGUGCUGACCAUCUUCAGACUGCGCUGCUAAAGGGUCGAGGGCAGCAGUCAGCGACUGACUGGAUCAGAAUAGGGAACCAGGGCUGAAUUCAGGCAUAGGCAAACUAGGCAGCUGCCUGAGGGUCCUGACAAAGUUACCAUAUACAUCAAAUUACAAUGUUUAUGUGCAGGCAGAAACGUGGCCAGUUCUGGCUAGAAUCCAAAUUUUGCCCCUGAAUUACCUGCGUUGCAGCAAAUGUGAAGUUACAGUGCUGGGGAAGUAACUCACAAAAGUAACCCAUUACAGACAGGUGGAAAGUUCCGGUCAAGAAAGUACAAAUCCGGACCAAGGUUUUGUUUCAACCAACCAGUUGAAUAUAAAGAGUCACAGUCACGGAGUACUUGGUUGGUUGGGAAACAAAAAAACCUUGGUCCGGAUUUGUACUAUCUGGGCCUGAACUUUUCAUCUCUGUCUUUAAUGUAUCACUUUUGUGCAUGAUUUCCCCAGCAGUGUGAAAUGAUAAGCAAUGUCUGGGUAUCGGGGCCUCCCAAGUAUAACUUUGCCUGAUGUCCCUGAAAAGGUAUAUCUGUUCUUGCAGGGAAUAACUGAAUGUAAAUAAGAAUAUGCAUUAUUGAUCCAAAUUGAUUCGUUGGCACCAUGUGUUUUGGAGCUGCUCUGCAGAAUUGCUCACUGAAAUUUACUAUAUGUAAAGAUGUGUGUCUGUGUAUUUCUUAUGCAAACAUAGUUCUUCUGGAAGCUGGUGAUCACUAGUCUUCCAAAGAAACAUUUCUAUGGUAUUAAUCAAUAGGGUUAAUCAAUAGGAUGCACAUAUUUGGAGGCGAAGAAUAAAAGAGACAAUUAGAACGAGCUCAUAUCUUGCUUACUUACCUCUUGACACUUUGUGUCCUGCACUGCAGAGAUUUGUCACAUCUGAACAGCAGUUAAGACAUUCAAAGUUGAUUUAUUACUUACCUUUCAUGGCAUGAUCUGUGAUAGUUGAAGCACAGGAGGCCAAAUUCAGCCUGCAAGCUGUCAGGGCAGAAACACGGCUACAGGUGCGGUGGAGAUGCGCCUGACAGUGACCCGUCUGCAGCCAACGACUCCAGUCCUGUGGGUCCCCUUAAAUGUGCCAAACUCAGACUUACCAGGUUCAGAGAUUCAGAAAUCAGUUUGCUCAUUGCAUGUUCAAGGAAUCCCCAAACACAAUCCUCCAUUAGGACAUCAUUGUCAGUUAGGGUGGUGCUGGGAUUCUGUGAACGACUGUGACAAGAACAGUAGGAAUUGUGGGCAUUUUUUUUUAUGUUUUCCGGUUAGGUUUCAGUACUUGUGGAGGGAAGUCUAAAAUCAUCAGUUAAAUCUUGGCUAAAUAAGCAUACCUGGUAGAGCCUGGAAUUAUCUGUGAGUAAUGCUGAAGCAGGAGGGCUUUCUCAGCAUAGCCUGGGAAGCCAGCUUCAUCUGCGAUGCAAUCUUACGCUGAGCCGUACCGCUGUCUUGCUGGUUGUUUGCCGGAGAGGAACCCGAAGAGCGCUGCCUUGCCUCCCAGCGCGAGAGAUCCCAGAGUUUGUUUGCUGUGGUUCCUGGCUAGCGCAAACGAACGGUUUCGCUAAGAAAUACACCCUGAGUGGCAGGAAAUCACUCGUUUUGUCAUGAUUAUCAGAUUUGCAUGAUCAGGUGGGCUGUCCCACAAGAAAAUGGACAGAUUAAAAUAAGUUUACGACAUAGCUGAGUCCAUUGAGGUAAUAAAGACAAAGAAAUGCAAUCCAUCCAUCCAUCCAUCCAUCCAUCCAUCCAUUUUCCAAACCGCUUAUCCUACUGGGUCGCGGGGCGGAGCCUAUCCCGGAAGCAAUGAGCACGAUACAGGGAACAACCCAGGAUGGGGGGCCAGCCCAUCGCAGGGCACACACACCCCAUUCACUCACACAUGCACAUCUACGGGCAAUUUAGUAACUCCAAUUAGCCUCAGCAUGUUUUUGGACUGUGGGGGGAAACCGGAGUACCUGGAGAUAACCCCACGACGACAUGGGGAGAACAUGCAAACUCCACACACAUGUGACCCAGGGGGAGACUCAAAUCCGGGAGAAAUGCAAUCAAAUUAUCAAAUUAUACUGUUACAGACAGCACAGGCCUAAAUGCUAGUGUGUAUUUAACAAAGCAGACCUUUCCUGCUCCUGGACGCAUAGCAAGCAAACAACACCCAACCAAAACAAAAUGGUAGGUGCCUCCUGGACCUUAUUUUUUAAUUAUCCAUACA
Molecule: messenger RNA, 4190 nt
Organism: Brienomyrus brachyistius
Lineage: Eukaryota; Metazoa; Chordata; Actinopteri; Osteoglossiformes; Mormyridae
Gene: mtnr1al
Product: melatonin receptor type 1A like
Exons: 2
Coding region: 1034-1990 (318 amino acids)
Biological process (GO): G protein-coupled receptor signaling pathway
Cellular component (GO): membrane
Molecular function (GO): melatonin receptor activity
Source: RefSeq, a predicted model, not a curated record